This is a messenger RNA of Dovyalis caffra, 198 nucleotides long. NCBI's taxonomy places the organism in Eukaryota, Viridiplantae, Streptophyta, Magnoliopsida, Malpighiales, Salicaceae. The record is from the annotation of a GenBank genome assembly.
GCAUCUUCAUGGUCUGAGUGUGGCAUCACACUUGCUCAAACAUUUUAUGCCAACAAUGAGAGUUUAACCAAUCAUGUCGCUCUCCAACGGAGGCUUCUUCACAAUCCAAGUGUACUUGCUCAACCAUUGGAUGACAACAAUGGGAGUUCAAUCAACGAUGCUGCACUUGUUCUUGUCGAACCAUUGAGACUUCGAUAA